This is a messenger RNA of Eremothecium gossypii ATCC 10895, 1386 nucleotides long. RefSeq names its product Ndd1p (gene NDD1). Lineage: Eukaryota; Fungi; Ascomycota; Saccharomycetes; Saccharomycetales; Saccharomycetaceae. The record is from RefSeq and is marked provisional. The coding region runs from base 1 to 1386 and encodes 461 amino acids. The transcript has a single exon.
AUGGACCAACAGGAGUCGGAGGAGGAGCAGUUUUAUAAGGUGCUGCAGGAAAACCUGCGAUAUGCGUUCACAAGCCCCAUGGCAGCGACGCAGGCAUUCCCCACGCCGUACUCACAGGGCACGCGACGGGAGAAGGAGGGGGAGGUUGAGGCCGGCAAGACACGCACGUCGCUGAACGACGUGAACGCGCAGCCGUCGAUGGUGUUGAAUUUUGAGAACUUCUCGAAUGAGCUGCUGCUGGAGGGUACGGAGCAGCUGCGGGAGCUGUUGCAGGAGUCGCCGGCGGGCGGGGGGCUGUGGCAGGCGAAGACGCCAGCCAAGACGCCAGGCAGGACGCCUUUGAAGUUUCUGCAGCAGCAGCAGCAGCUUAUGCAAAGCGGGCCGCAGCAGACGCCGCUUCAGAAUAUCGACAUCAACCACAUGCUCAACUCCGCGGGCAGGAGCGUGGCGUCGCCGUCCAAGCGGCUGUACGCGCUGACACCGCACAGCCGGAAGCUAGAGGUGGAGCCACCGUACAUGCGUGCGUGCGUGGCUUCGUCUAACAGUGCGCUGGCGGACUUCCAGCGGGCGCGCAAGGAGCAUGGGAGCACACUGAUGCGCACGCCGGUCGCGAAGAAGAGCCGUCCAGGCAAGAGGCCGGACAUGCUGGCGGGCGCUAUUGCCUCAUCUCCCUCCUUUGCAUCCGCACUGCUGCCGACUGCUCCCGUAGCGGCAGCGACGCCGGCGGCAGAGCCCAGCCUCGGAGACUCCGUGGCGUGUGACGGCGAUGAAGCGGAUGACCAGGACUGCUAUGGCUCCUCUCCGACUACCAUACAGCUCACGUCUUCGGUGACGAAGUCUGCGCGGGCACACCUUGGCGAGUCGCCACCCCUGGCCUCUCAGCGCGAGCCGGCCAUCGAUAACCGUCUUUUUGACAUUGCAGCGUCGCCGACCCCGAAGGUCCCAAAGCCCCCGCCCGUGGAGCCGCUGCGGGUCCCAGAGCUUCCGAAGCUCGGCUCCUUCAAAAGCGUCACGAGGCCCCAACUGAUACCUUCGCUUACGUCCCUACAGCCUGGCCAGCCCACACCGCUACCUGGCGCUCUAGCGUCCACCCUCUUCCUGGACGCCGCCAGCGUGCGUACUGCUGCGAAUCCGCCGCGGGACAAAGCUCGUGCCAAGACCUCCCAGCCGCAACACUCCAAGUUCCAAUUCAUAAUGACCAACGCAAAUUCCUUCACGCCCAAUGCCGACGGCACCACCAAGCGCCGCCUCAAGCGAUCUCAGUCUGCAGUCGCUCCAGAUGCGGCCCUCAGGCUCGGUACGGGCGGCAGUGCCGCUCACGCCUCCUCCAGCUCUGGCGCUUACACUAACAAGAAACGCAAAAAGAACUUCGCCAUGUCGCAGUAG